AUGAUUUCAUUCAAAUCAAAAAAGAAAUAUCAUCAUAAAAUAUUUCAACGUUCAUCAUUAUUUGUUCGUUUUAAAUCAUUAUUUUUUAAUAAUCUCUAUCGAAUAUAUCAUGGAUUAUGUGUAAGUGUGUCAUUUCUUGUUCGUUUUUUUAUUUUUAUUGAUCGUAUAACACGAAAAUUGAUUAUAUUUAUUGAAACAUUAAUUCAAAUUAUUCGUAUUGUUCAUGGUUGGAUACAAAUGAUAAGAUCAAUAUUUUCAGCAAUUCAUCUUAUAGUAUCACGUUUAAUGAUGUUUUUAUUUAAAAUUUAUCAAAUAUUUUAUUUAUUAUCAGUUUUAUUUGAACCAUUUUGGAAUCGAACUUUUGAAAAAGCUGUACGUUCUUUUUCACAUUUUAUUUAUGAAUAUUAUUCAUCAAAUGGAGCUUGUUAUACAUUAAAAGCUCGAACAACUCAUGUUAUUGGAAAAAUAAGAGCAAAAUGGAAAAAAAACUCGAUAAUUGUUGUCAAUGAUGAUGAUAUUUAUUAUGAUGCUCUUAAUGAAGAAUAUCAAUAA
Molecule: messenger RNA, 552 nt
Organism: Rotaria sp. Silwood1
Lineage: Eukaryota; Metazoa; Rotifera; Eurotatoria; Philodinida; Philodinidae
Source: the annotation of a GenBank genome assembly